Naumovozyma castellii is the source of this 999-nucleotide messenger RNA. It is a transcript of the gene NBP35, whose product is annotated as Fe-S cluster-binding ATPase. The record is from RefSeq and is a predicted model, not a curated record. Bases 1 to 999 code for a protein of 332 amino acids. The transcript has a single exon. NCBI's taxonomy places the organism in Eukaryota, Fungi, Ascomycota, Saccharomycetes, Saccharomycetales, Saccharomycetaceae.
AUGACUACAGAGGUAUUACCCAACGUCACAUCAUCGACGGACCAAGUUCUGCCUCCUGAAUAUUCGCUAAAUGAACCAGAGCCAGAACAUUGUCCUGGUCCAGAGUCCGAAAUGGCUGGUAAGGCCGAUGCCUGUCAAGGUUGCUCUAAUAAAGAUAUCUGUGAAUCCCUUCCUAAGGGGCCUGACCCUGAUAUUCCACUAAUUACUGAGAAUCUAGCAGGGAUCAAACACAAGAUCCUGGUACUUUCAGGUAAAGGUGGUGUUGGGAAAUCUACGUUUACAACUAUGUUGAGUUGGGCUCUGUCGGCAGAUGAAGAUUUACAAGUAGGAGCCAUGGAUUUGGAUAUCUGUGGACCUUCGUUGCCACAUAUGCUAGGGUGUACUGCGGAAGUGGUCCAUGAAUCAAACUCCGGUUGGACCCCCGUUUAUGUUGCUGAUAAUUUGGCUGCCAUGUCUAUUCAGUUUAUGUUACCAGAGGAUGACUCUGCUGUCAUAUGGAGAGGCUCCAAGAAGAAUCUAUUAAUCAAGAAAUUCCUGAAGGAUGUAGACUGGGACUAUUUGGAUUAUUUGGUCGUCGAUACUCCUCCAGGAACUUCGGAUGAGCAUAUUUCUAUUAACAAAUACAUGCAAGAAUCUGGAAUUGAUGGCGCCCUUAUAGUAACUACUCCACAAGAAGUUGCAUUGCUAGAUGUAAGGAAGGAAAUUGAUUUUUGUAAAAAAGCUGGUAUCAACAUCUUAGGUCUUGUAGAGAAUAUGAGUGGAUUUGUUUGUCCUAAUUGUAAGGGAGAAUCUCAGAUUUUUAAGGCUACCACAGGUGGUGGGGAAGCACUAUGUAAGGAGUUAGAUAUCAACUUCCUUGGGUCUGUACCUUUGGAUCCAAGAAUAGGGAAGUGUUCUGAUUUUGGAGAAAGUUUCUUGGAUGCUUAUCCCGAAAGUCCAGCAUCCUUAGCAGUGUUGAAUGUCGUCGAAUCCUUACGAGAUGCCGUAGGUGAUAUUUAG